Messenger RNA from Bactrocera tryoni, 3029 nucleotides. RefSeq names its product protein GDAP2 homolog (gene Gdap2). Bases 467 to 2077 code for a protein of 536 amino acids. The transcript is spliced from 15 exons. The record is from RefSeq and is a predicted model, not a curated record. NCBI's taxonomy places the organism in Eukaryota, Metazoa, Arthropoda, Insecta, Diptera, Tephritidae.
UUCUCACGCUCGCCCAGUCGAUUGAUUGUACGGUUUAAGAAGCAGAAAAUAAAGCAAAAAUAAUACAAAAACUUAGUUAGAAGAACGUUAAGGCGCGUUUGAGAAAUAUUUAAAGCUUUGACUAAACGCUUAGUAGAAGAAACCCACCAAAUAGUAGCCGCCGCAGAAUACCCACAGUUACUAUCUAACAAAAUUUAUUAAAAAAAAGAAAACAAUUGCAAUAAAAAUAAUAUAAAAUAAACAAAAAAAUUAAAAUAGAAAAGAAAUAAAAUAAAAAAUUAUUUAAAAGUGUAGAAAACUAGAAUAAUCAACACGUGAAACCAACAAGUUAUCACCAAAAUUGCCACACUACUGUUGGAGACUGUAGCAACCCACUAGGAAAAUCCAGCGUUAAAACGAGAUUUUACAGCUUAAGCCUUUUUUAGCCGCAACGCAGACAUUUAGAUAACUGUACGUAUAAGAAGACAUGCGCCUUGAUUCCAAUUCCAAUGAGGAUUGUAAGACGUCGUCAGACUCGACAUUGUGCAAAGUAAAAUUUGACACACUCUCAGUCUGGGGUGGCUCAGAGAAGACAGAUACCCGUCUGCCAAUAACGGACUACUCCACUUUGGGCGGACCACGUCACAAUUGCAGUCCAUUUCCGUUAUCAAAAGAUGUUAAUAAUCGCUUUUUGUUGUGGGAGGGCGAUGUAACCACACUCGAAGUGGACGCCAUCACAAAUACUAUCGAGGAGACACAAAACGAGACUAAUCCACUUGCCGAACGCAUAUAUGCUGCUGCCGGUAAUCAAUUGAAGGAAGAAUUAAGCAAUAACCUAAAAGAGUGCCGAACUGGCGAGGUGUGCGUUACGCGUGGCUACAAUUUACCAGCCAAAUUUGUGAUACACACCGUCGGACCAGCUGUGAAGGAGACAUUCAAAAGUGCUGCUGAAAAUACAUUGCAUUACUCUUACAGAAAUGCUUUGUAUAAAGCUAAGGAACUAAAUCUACGUACAAUCGCUAUCAGCAACUUAAGUGCCAAUCAGAGUAGUUUCCCAGCCGACUUAGCUGCCCACAUAGCAUUGCGUACAAUUCGCCGAUUUUUAGAUAAAUAUCAAACGCAAAUUGUGAUAUUGUGUGUUAGCGCACACGAACGUGGCAUUUAUGAAGUGCUAGCGCCGCUUUACUUUCCACGCGAUCACCUCGAGGAGCGUAGUGCCCUGUGGCAAUUGCCCAAGGAUAUAGGCGGUGAAUUUGGUGAACCACAAAACACUGACCGACAAAUACGUAUCAUUCGCAAUCCGCAGCACAGCGUACUAAUGCGACACGCUGACGACGAUUCCGACAACAGCCCACACGACAUGGAAGGCAACAAUUCGGACUUAGAGAGCGGUUUCGCCGACAUGAACGGCGUGAGCCUCAACAGUUAUGGCGGCGUCACAUCGUCCGCCUAUUCACAGAUGCAGAUCGAUUUGGAUAGACAACACUUAUUAGGCAAUCGAAAUCACGUUGUUGAGAGCGUCAUUGCCGACGGACUGGAAGGCUUAGAGCAUCAGGAGAGAUAUGAACGCCUCUUACAUCGCGCUCAAAUUGAAGACCUUACAGAAGUUUCCGGCAUUGGUUGCCUAUAUCAGAGUGGCGUCGAUCGUUUGGGUCGACCAGUUGUCGUGUUUUGCGGCAAAUGGUUCCCAGCACACAACAUCGAUUUGGAAAAGGCACUUUUGUAUUUGAUAAAGCUUUUGGAUCCCAUCGUUAAGGGCGAUUAUGUAAUUGCGUACUUCCAUACUUUGACUUCAACAAAUAACUAUCCAUCACUUCACUGGUUGCGUGAAGUGUACAGUAUAUUACCAUACAAGUACAAGAAAAACCUGAAGGCCUUUUAUAUUGUGCACCCAACAUUUUGGACUAAGAUGAUGACCUGGUGGUUCACAACAUUCAUGGCGCCCGCCAUCAAAGCCAAGGUACACUCACUUCCCGGUGUUGAGCACUUAUACUCCGCCAUUUCCAAGGAUCAAUUAGAGAUACCCGCAUACAUCACCGAAUACGAUAUGACGAUUAACGGUCUGCAUUACUUUACGCCGAUGCCCACACCAUCAUAGAUAACAAUCGUGACCAUCUAGUCGUCGACAAGUUCCACUCUAAACACAUAGCAAAAACAACAAUAACAGUAUGAAGAGCAACAACAACAAGCGCCUAGUGACGUUUAAAAUCAUAAGCGUACACACACAUGCAUACAUAAAUACAAUACAUACAUACAUAUUUACGAAAGCAAAAGAAAAAUGCUAAAAUUGUUAAACAAAAACUAAAAAACUGUGACUAACAAUCCGUUAAAACGCUAAAUGUUGUACCUACUGACACACACACACACACAAACAUGUUCAUAGACAGUUUUUUUUCUUAUACUCAGUACGGACUAAAAUGAUGCUGCAUAUAAAUACAAAACAGACUAAUGCUGGUAUAUACAAUUAUACAUACACACACAUACUUACUUACUUACUUACAUAUACAUACAUACUUAUAUACUGAGCGUAUUGAUUUAUAAAUAUGAAAACGAGUAAUAUUGUAAAGUUAUUGCAAUUAUGAAACGAGAGUAUUGUUAAUAAAAGCUAAAAAAAAUUGUUAUUCUGUGCGAAAAAAUGUUUAGCUAACUAGAUUUUGAAAAAAAAUUAUAUAUAUACAUAUAUACAUAAAAUAUUAAUAAUAUUUAACACAAGAAAAUAAUUAAAGUUAGUAACUGAAACGUACAGUAGUUAUGUAGCUCAGCUAGAAAAAAAUUAUGAGCUGAAAAAAUUGUAGAUUUACUUAGUUUUGACAACAACAAAAACAAAACCCAACCACAAAAAAUGUUCUUAUGAUGAGCAUAGUUAAUUAGAACAAUUCGGUCGAUUAGGAGCGUUUUCAAAAUUCAUGCUGCUAGCAAUAAAUGCACUUAUUUACAACAAAACAAAUGAAGAAACUGACAAGAAACAAAAACAAAAUAUGUAUAGAAAUUUUCCGACGCAUGUACAUACUGACAUAUGCACAUGCAUAAAUUUGGCUUAAAUUAUUAAA